Messenger RNA from Racocetra fulgida, 181 nucleotides. The record is from the annotation of a GenBank genome assembly. NCBI's taxonomy places the organism in Eukaryota, Fungi, Glomeromycota, Glomeromycetes, Diversisporales, Gigasporaceae.
GGCUGCUAAUGCCGGUAAUGCAAUGGCUCAAUAUAAUCUGGGUGAUAUGCACUUGAAGGGAAAUUUAUCGUCUCUUUCAAAUUCAGACUUAGGCAUUAAGUAUUUAAAAUUGGCAGCGUUAAAUGGCCAUUCAAAGGCUGUAGAGGUUCUAAAGGAGAAAAAGAUAAAUAUUAAUGAAUAA